Messenger RNA from Arachis stenosperma, 813 nucleotides. RefSeq names its product SEC1 family transport protein SLY1. The transcript has a single exon. Gene Ontology annotation, biological process: endoplasmic reticulum to Golgi vesicle-mediated transport; intracellular protein transport. Gene Ontology annotation, cellular component: Golgi membrane; cytosol. The record is from RefSeq and is a predicted model, not a curated record. Lineage: Eukaryota; Viridiplantae; Streptophyta; Magnoliopsida; Fabales; Fabaceae. The coding region runs from base 1 to 813 and encodes 270 amino acids. Gene Ontology annotation, molecular function: syntaxin binding.
AUGAACGCAGUGAACUCGCUGCCUGAGCUGACAGAGAGGAAGCAGGUUAUUGAUAAGCAUACCAACAUUGCCACCACAUUGUUGAGUGAGAUUAAACAGAGAGCGCUCAAUAAUUAUGUGAAGACAGAGAAUGCAAUGAUGAGAGGGACCCUUGAAUGGAAAGACCUUCUUGGCGUGCUUAAGGGACCGGGCACCAAGAUGGAUAAGCUUCGUUUUGCCAUCCUGUAUCUUAUUUCCUCUGAAACCAUCAAUCAAUCAGAAGUGGACAGUGUGGAGGCAGUACUACAAGAGUCAGAGGUUGAUACUGCUGCUUUUCAGUAUGUGAAAAAGAUCAAGGCAUUAAACGCUUCCUUUGCAUCGGCAAACUCUGCCAGCAGAAGUAACAUUGUUGACUGGGCCGAGAAACUCUAUGGACAGUCAAUUAGUGCAGUCACAGCCGGUGUUAAAAAUCUGUUAUCUGGUGACAAGCAGCUUGCAUUGGCAAGGGCAGUUGAAGCCUUGAUUGAAGGAAGGCCAAAUCCCGAAAUAGAUUCAUAUCUUAUAUUUGAUCCACGUGCUCCAAAGUCUGGUUCAGGAACAAGUAGCAGCCAUUUGAAGGGACCCUUUAAGGAAGCAAUUGUAUUCAUGAUCGGUGGAGGUAAUUAUGUUGAAUAUUGCAGUCUGCAAGAGCUUUCACAACAACAGCAGCCUCCUAAGCACAUUAUAUACGGGGCAACAGAACUCCUGACUGGAGUGGACUUCGUAGAGCAGCUUACAGUGUUGGGACAAAAGAUGGGUUUGGGUAACGUUGCUUUUACCUCCUCAGCCCAGUAG